AUGACAAUAGAUCUGGUUAGUCAUGAAAUUCUCACCCUACGGGACUUGAGUGGUUCAACCGAAUGCGAUGCUUCCGGCUUUAAUGCCAAAUCGUUCUAUUCGACGUUCACUACGGACGAGUUGUCUGAGAUAUUCUACGGCUGCUGGGAUCUGUUUAAUUCAGCCCCUUUCGACGCGAUAACUGUUAGACUUGGAUCGCAAGAGGUGGAAAAGCGGUGGCUUUUUACCUAUUUGUCGCAUACUCGUGCCACACGAAUCUUGUUCAUGGAAAACGUAUUGGUGCAUAUAUCUAUCUCAGAAAUCCCCUGUUUGGCCAACUUCCUCUCGGGUUUCUUUCGAUAUUUGAUUGGAAGAACCAAUUUGGAACCCGAGGAUGCAGCUUCCCUGUCAGAUCUUAUUUUGAUCACUUGGUGGGAUUUGGGUUUCGCCACACCGACCAAUUAUGUGCAUCUGUCACGGACACUUUACACCGAGCUGGUAUCGAUUUGGACCGAUUCACAGCACAACAACACCCAACUAUUCACAACCAUUUCACAGUACCCAGAGUAUGCCCAUGUGCUGAUGGUCUUACUCCUAAGGCUGUACAGUGACUUGAUGGAAGGCUGUUUAGCCGAACAGGAAUCGAGUGAUCGUCAGUCUGAUAAACCGACCAAGAAUUCAGCUUCGCGUAUGCUUGGCGUACAUUCAAGUCACGCUUUUCAACAACUGGACCAAGUGUAUCGGGAAACUUUGCAUAUUCUUGACCAGUCGACCGAAGUACCGAUAAGCACUGAAAUUAAAUACACAUACGAGCUAUUUUCCACGACAGUUCGUAUUCUCAAGCAAGCGGUCCGGUGUCGAUCCAUGGUCGAUUCGUUGUAUCAGCAUCUUGAGUUGCCUUUCAACCAUUCCGAAGUUGAUCAUUCAUUGUCCAUCCGAUUCGCGCUCAUUUGUGACUACCUGCUUGUGCGUGCCUGUCGUUACCUGUCCAGCCACUCCGAGAUGUGUUCCACUGGCGAUCCAUUUCCAAGUCAGUUCAGUUGCUUGAUUCACGCGACCGCACCGAAACACCUGAUAGCACACUUGUUAACCAAUUCUGUAUCUCUACCAACGGGAUCAUUGCCUUCUUAUUCGGCAUGGGAUUUCCGCAGAGAAGCGUCGGAAACCACGGCCUCGUUUUUGCCCCAUGUGGAAUUGAUGUGUCGUGCACUUGAUCGAAGACUAAAUGCACUCGGCUUGGCCUCAUGGUUCGUUCAGUGCAGCGAUCCGAAAGAUGUGCAUUUGGCUAACAGUCUGCUCUCUCGUCUGAUGAAACUAGCCCCGCUAUUCGCUGUCAAUCCUCAAUUCGCACUUUCACUAAUCAUUCGAAUUGACCGCCUCCGCCAACUCACCCUUCCCGAACAGAAUUAUUUAAAAUUCCUUCGGGCCAUUUUAUCCCACAUGUCCACGGAGAACAAAGUUCAGCUACUGCACGCUGUUCAUUCCGAUCGAAAUCCAACACACGCAUGUCCACUCUCGCGUAACCCAAAUCAACUGGAAUCUCGAAUGCGUAUGCUGUUCAAUCGUCUUGUCGUAAUCGAUGAGACUGACGUGAACACAUCCGUCGGUGAGGCUGCCCAAAUUUCGGACACCAAAUCUACCGCAACGAUCCGUGAUCCGGAAGUGAGUUGGUCUUGA
Molecule: messenger RNA, 1656 nt
Organism: Echinostoma caproni
Lineage: Eukaryota; Metazoa; Platyhelminthes; Trematoda; Plagiorchiida; Echinostomatidae
Source: the annotation of a GenBank genome assembly